UCCCCACCCUUGUGCGAGGCCCGUGUGAGGGAGGGGGGUGUCUCCGAGGUCAGGCCAAUGGAGCAGGAAAUUCCAGCCACGUGUCGCAGGCUCUUCUGGGCAAAGGCCCCGUUUAGGAUAAACCGAAACCUGGGAGGCUACAAAGGACCAGGCGUCACUGUCACACACGCACUCGGGCGCCAGCCUCGUGCGAGAGGCUGGACCUUGGGCUUGCACGCACACUCCCCUACCCCUCCCAGGCCAGUAUGGAGGGGACCCUGGUGGCCUGGAGUGGCAGCUCAGACGACUCGCAAGGGGUGGUGGACCCCUCGGACACGAAGCAGCAGAGGCGGCGGCAGAGGAACCGGGUGGCUGCUCAGAGGAGCCGCAAGAAGCACACGGAGAAGGCCGACGAGCUGCACCAGCACGAGCAGCUGGAGCAGGCCAAUGCGGGGCUGCGGCGAGAGAUCGAGGGGCUGCAGCAAGAGAUCAAGGCCUGGAGCCAGGUCCUGGCCCAGCACGAAGUCUCCUGCGUCUUGGGCGGCCGCAACCUUCUUCUGGACUUGCUGGCGGCCCCCACACCCCGACCCUGGGCCCUCGAGGGGCUGGAGCUGGACGUCUCCUGACCCCUGACUUGGGGGGAAACUGAGGCAUGCGGGUGGGGCUAACUGGUGACAGACAGGAGCUGGCAUGCUGGCCUGACCCCAGAGACCUGGGUUCUCUUCUGGCUCUGGAAGGGGAGUGGGGGUUUUGUGGGCGUGGGGGCCCGGACCCUCCAUCUGACUUCACAUCUAAGCACCCCUCACCACCCCAGCCUCCACGCUGCAUGGGCUCGACUCCAUGCCUGAUCCCUUCAUUCCAACAGGACCAAAAACACUGGCCUCCUUCCCCUUCGCCCUGCAAAGGAACCCAGGCAUCCGGGGCGCCCAGCCUGUGGACGGGGGUGGGGGCGAGGGGGGCCGUUCUUUGCACUGUAUCCCUCUGGUGGGGUCUCUGCACACCAGGAUGACAGAGAAGCUCACUGGCUUCCACACUACCCAGCACGGAGACACUAGGCCCCUUCCCAACCCUGACUCUUUGAGCUGUGAACUAUAAAUUAAAUGCCUUCCUCUUCUCUU
This is a messenger RNA of Alligator mississippiensis (American alligator), 1097 nucleotides long. RefSeq names its product basic leucine zipper ATF-like transcription factor 2 (gene BATF2). The transcript is spliced from 3 exons. Gene Ontology annotation, biological process: regulation of transcription by RNA polymerase II. Gene Ontology annotation, cellular component: nucleus. Bases 246 to 605 code for a protein of 119 amino acids. NCBI's taxonomy places the organism in Eukaryota, Metazoa, Chordata, Crocodylia, Alligatoridae. The record is from RefSeq and is a predicted model, not a curated record. Gene Ontology annotation, molecular function: RNA polymerase II cis-regulatory region sequence-specific DNA binding; DNA-binding transcription factor activity, RNA polymerase II-specific.